CGCCAGCACCGGCCGCUGAUUGGCUGCUGCAGGAGCGGCAGCUCUGGAGGCAGCGGUUGCUCGGGGUUUCCGGUGCGAGGCCAGAACGGGGGACGCCGCGGACGUCGGCGUUGAGGAGUGGAGCCCCGCAGGCCCCGCAGGCCCGGCCGGCCCAGGCGCCCAGGUCUCCUGACUCGCCUAGGCACGGAGUACCAGGCUCCUUCCGGCCUUCGGGCCAAUUUGUUUGAAGAAGCUUUGUGCGCCUGGUGUUGGGAUUUCCGAUCUCGGCUGCUGAGAAUUUGGGAGUCUGGAUAGUUAGCUGUGGCGAUUGCUUCUAAAGAAUCCGCUGCUCCUCACCCGGCGUUGCAUAUCACAAUGAAGAACCAAGACAAAAAGAACGGGCCUGCCAAACAGUCCCACCCCAAAAGCAACCCGGGUCAACCGGAAGCCGGACCAGAGGGAACCCAAGGGCGGCCCAGCACGCUGGCUCCUGCAACCACAGCAGAAGGUUCCACCGGCCAGGCUCCUGGGAAGACCGAGGGAGCUCAAGCCAAAGCAGCUCAGUCUGGCGCUCUCUGUGAUGUCUCCGAGGAGCUGAGCCGUCAGUUGGAAGACAUAUUGAGUACAUAUUGUGUGGACAAUAAUCAGGGGGGCCCAGCUGAGGAUGGAACACAGGGUGAGCCCACUGAACCCAAAGAAGCAGAGAAGGCCCGGACUUAUGGUGCAAGGAAUGGGGAGCCUGAGCCAGGGACCCCAAUAGUCAACGGUGAGAAGGAGACCUCCAAGGGAGAGCCAGGCACAGAAGAGAUCCGAGCAAGUGAUGAGGUGGUAGACCGGGACCACCGAAGGCCACAGGAGAAGAAGAAAGCCAAGGGUCUGGGGAAAGAGAUCACCUUGCUGAUGCAGACACUGAACACACUGAGUACCCCCGAGGAGAAGCUGGCCGCACUGUGCAAGAAGUAUGCUGAACUGCUGGAGGAACACCGGAACUCACAGAAGCAGAUGAAGCUCCUGCAAAAGAAGCAGAGCCAGCUGGUGCAGGAGAAGGAUCACUUGCGUGGCGAGCACAGCAAAGCCAUCCUGGCCCGCAGCAAGCUGGAGAGCCUGUGCCGAGAACUGCAGCGGCACAACCGUUCCCUCAAGGAAGAAGGUGUGCAACGGGCCCGGGAGGAAGAGGAGAAGCGCAAGGAGGUGACCUCACACUUCCAGGUGACACUCAAUGACAUUCAGCUACAGAUGGAGCAGCAUAAUGAACGCAAUUCCAAGUUACGCCAAGAGAAUAUGGAGCUGGCAGAAAGGCUCAAGAAGCUGAUCGAGCAGUAUGAGCUACGUGAGGAGCAUAUCGACAAAGUCUUCAAACACAAGGACCUACAGCAGCAGCUUGUGGAUGCCAAGCUCCAGCAGGCCCAGGAGAUGCUGAAGGAGGCAGAGGAGCGGCACCAGCGAGAGAAGGACUUUCUCCUGAAAGAAGCAGUGGAGUCCCAGAGGAUGUGCGAGCUGAUGAAGCAGCAGGAGAUCCACUUGAAGCAGCAGCUCGCCCUGUAUACAGAGAAGUUUGAGGAGUUCCAGAACACACUUUCUAAAAGCAGUGAGGUGUUUACCACAUUCAAACAGGAGAUGGAAAAGAUGACCAAGAAGAUCAAGAAGCUGGAGAAAGAAACCACCAUGUAUCGGUCUCGGUGGGAGAGCAGCAACAAGGCCCUGCUCGAGAUGGCGGAGGAGAAGACACUUCGAGACAAAGAGCUGGAAGGCUUGCAAGUGAAAAUCCAGCGGCUGGAGAAGCUGUGCCGGGCCCUGCAGACAGAGCGUAAUGACCUGAACAAGAGGGUACAGGACCUCAGUGCUGGCAGUCAGGGUCUCCUCACUGACACUGGCCCUGAGCAGAGGCCAGAGGCUCCUAUUAUCGCUAAGGAGCAGGGUGGCAAGGGGCCUGUGGCUCAAACACCCAGCUCCCCAAGGGCCACAGAAGUUCCUGCCUGCCCAGGAGCGCUGAGCACAGAAGCAUCAGGCCAAGCAGGGCCCCAAGAGCCCACCUCUGCCACAGCCUAAACUUCCUGGUACCUAGGGUGUGCUGGGGGCGGAGCAGCAGCCCAGCCAGGCAUCGCCUGCUCACCGCUCCCAGCGCAGGGCCAGGAUGCUCUGACCCAGCUGGCAUUUGACACUUUGCAAGUUCGGAUUUCGUGGGUCAGUUUUACACUCAUGGGGCACACGUGCAAGGCCACAGAUAACGUUUGUAAGCAUCCCAUGGGCUGGGGGUGAUGCUAAAUGACGUCGGCGGCUCUGCUGCAAGCUGAUGUCAUAGAAGAGGUCCUCAAUAGCUCCUGGCACCGGAAGCUGGCAGGUCAGAUGACUUGAGACUUUCCCCGCCUGAGUUGAGGCUCAGACCCCCUCCUAGCCCUCUCAAGCUUGUGACAGCUGUUCACCCAGGCCUGGACUCCGUGCUUUUGUGAGCAGGGCUUGGGCAGCUCGGACUCCUAGCUCCCCUGGAGGCAUCUCUGCUCCUCUUGGUCUGGGAACAAUGUCCCUGUGCAGAGCCUUGAGGGGGCGGGGGGCACUUGGAACUGGUGGUUGAGCUGCUUUCCUGCCUAGGACAAGGAACCUGGAGGAUGUUUCUGCGUGAGAUGGUGCACUGGCCAGGGGCCUCUUGGGCACCGCUUCCUUAUACCUCUGGCAGCACCAGGACCAGGCCAGUGCUGCUUCUCAGUAGCCUUAUCAUUCACAGGUGCCUCUAGCCUGCACAAAUGACUGACAAGAGAUCACCCAAAGGAUUCUUGCUGAAGGUUUUGUUUUGCCUGUGACGGUUCGUAUUGCUCUUCUGAGGAAGGAAGGGGAGGGCGCUGCAGCAGUGCUCCAGGUGCCUGGCCUCCAGUGCUCCACCCCUCCUGGCUUCUGUCGUGUUGGUGCCGAGGUUUCCUGUGUGGGAAGAUUAGAUGAAGUGAAAGGAAAGGGCUCUGACGGCUUUGCCAUCAAUAGCCUGUGGGUUUCGACCCUGAGAGGCCACCACAGUGGUGUUGCCAUCACCUCUACAAAGCAGUGGCUGGACUCCAGGUCCUCUUGCCCCCUUGGCUUUAUGGGUCUGUUUCUGCUUCUUGCCCACUCUUAACCCCACCCGAAUGGGCAGCACUUGAGUUUGUCCUGGUGCCACCUACUAGCACCUUCUUGCCCGAGAAAUAAGAGCCCUCCGUGAGAUUCUGCUUCUUUCUGUGGGAGCGCCCAGCUGUUGCCCAACAGCUAAGGAAUGAGCUUGAGUGAUAGAUUGGGCCCCAGAAAUCCAGACAACGGCUGCGGGCACUUUCGUGUCCAUCUUCCUUCCCUUCUCCCUGUACCCAUUGCUGUGUUCAGUGUGUGGCAACUCUGCUCAAACUUCUUGUUGCACACCUGCUAGGGCAUUAGCCAGUCUUUGCACAGAGAAUUUUCUGGGGCUGCAGAAAUGACUUUUAGAAGCAGGCCUAGAGGUAUGGUACCAUCUUUUGCUGGGUCUUAGCUUUAAUGAGCUAAAGGAGCCACAAAUCGAGAUUGGGCCAAGUGGGUUUUUGCCUUGGUGUGUUUAAACUAGAUCACUGCCCCGCAGGCCCUUACAUUUCUCACAACUAACCCUUAAAUUCCCCAGGUGAAUGGGUUCAGGAAGAAUUAUAUUCUCCUGAAUCACAUUGUGACUUAGACCAGACGUGGCAAAUUAAUCACCUCCUUUGCCCAAUGGCAUGUCCCACUAGUUGAUUUCAAACUUGCCUGAUGCCCCCGCAUAUCCCUAAUUUAUUCAGGAUGUUCCAGCAACAGUAUGAGUUGAGAUUUUGCCGUCCUGGCUGAGGUCUGCCCUGCUGUGGAGAAGUAUCGCUCCCUCUUCAAAGUCCCUGUAUUCUGCAUGGUCCCCACCUCUUCCUGCUCCAGGAGAGCCUUCUUGCUUUCCCAGCCUGUGCCAGGAUGAGGAGCACAAGCUGCCAGCCUUACAGGGUUUGCUUAGCUACAGAGGUGCCCCCUUGAAGGACGCAGGAAGGCCUCCCGUGGCCUGUGUCUCACUUCAGCUACCUCUUAAACACGGGGAUAGGGGUAGGGUCCUAGUUGUGGGAUGGGAGCCCAUUGUGCAGGUGGCCCCGGAACCUUAGCUCAGCUCCAUGCGUUUCUAGGCACCAGGCCAAUCUAGACAGGGAUCUCUUCCUCCACUGACCAAAUCUUCCUGAACACUACUGCUGCUCUCCUUUCCAAAGUCAGCCCAGGGGUCUGGGCCAGAUAGGGGGGCGGCCAACCCGGAGUGAGGGCCAGUGCCUUCCUCACCCAGGUGAGUCCCGUGCACGUGACCUCAGUUUCAGGACCAAGAGCUGUGUUGGUUUUUUUUAGGAUUGUUAGCUUUCCUCCAGGGCCCUUCCCCUGCCCACCGGAGCUGGCCGUCACGACUCGUUCAGUUGGGAGCUUCACGCACGUUGUGUCCAUAGCACUUUUUGUUUGUUUUCCAUGAGGUAUUGGGACCAUGGGUGGAUCUCAGGCACUUGCUGUAAGAAUGUUAUUUCUGUAACGAUGGUUAUUUAACCCUCCACCCCCAUCGUGGUGGCCUGCCGAGUGUGUUCCAGCCUUCCACCUCACAGAGCACAGAGGUGGUCAUCCUGGACAGCGCAGACCCUGCCUGGGGGAGGGAGUGGCCUCUGUCCUCCUAACUGCUUUCCUCGCCACCCAUACCUGUUUGUGCAGAUAGCUUUUUUUUUUUUGGGGGGGGGGUCCCUUUUUGGUAUUCACAACAGCCAGGGACUUGAUAUUGUAUUUUGCAUCACAUUAAAUAAAGUUUGUUGCCUUA
Perognathus longimembris pacificus (Pacific pocket mouse) is the source of this 4765-nucleotide messenger RNA. It is a transcript of the gene Txlna, whose product is annotated as taxilin alpha. The record is from RefSeq and is a predicted model, not a curated record. Lineage: Eukaryota; Metazoa; Chordata; Mammalia; Rodentia; Heteromyidae. Gene Ontology annotation, molecular function: syntaxin binding. The transcript is spliced from 11 exons. The coding region runs from base 355 to 2028 and encodes 557 amino acids.